Messenger RNA from Teleopsis dalmanni, 974 nucleotides. RefSeq names its product LIM domain-containing protein unc-97-like. Lineage: Eukaryota; Metazoa; Arthropoda; Insecta; Diptera; Diopsidae. The record is from RefSeq and is a predicted model, not a curated record. The transcript has 3 exons. Gene Ontology annotation, biological process: cell-cell junction organization; positive regulation of substrate adhesion-dependent cell spreading; cell-cell adhesion. The coding region runs from base 552 to 965 and encodes 137 amino acids. Gene Ontology annotation, cellular component: cell-cell junction; cytoplasm; focal adhesion.
AUAAACUAUUGUUCAAAUAUGUUAUAAGAAAUUUGAGAUAGCUUCAAGAAUAUCUAUUUACCUUUUUAUGAUUAUAACAGCAGUCAUGUUUAAUGUUUAUCUCACCUAAUAACAAUGUACCGCACAAUCUGUUUUGAAAUGCCGAUGUAUAUUUUAAUUAAUUUUUAAAAACAUAUGCCAAUUCUUGACUAAUGUACCUAUACAUAUAGCGCUACACAUAGAUAUGAUCCACACAGCAUAGGGCGUCACACUGAGUAGAGAAGAACGAAUUUGAAAAGAAUUUUUUGAAUCGAAUUAAUUUGUGUGGCUGUUGACGCGGUCAAUCAGUAGUGGGAGCUCUUUUUGCAACAUGUUUUUUCAGCUUUUGGUGCCUUUAUGCUGCACAUAGUCUAUUGGCACAUUUGUAACGCACAGAUUGUAAUCAAAUUAAUUGGUGAAUGCAGUUCGCCUAUUUCGGUUGUUUUCACGCGUAUUUGCUUCACAAAUAAAUAAUUUUAAAUUAAAUAAUUUUUCUCUAUAUUAAAAUUCAAAAGCGAUUACAGGUAGCUAAUAUGUCGCUGAGCGCAAUGCAUUGCACGCGUUGCACGGAAGGAUUCGAGCCAAACGAAAAAAUCGUUAAUUCGAAUGGUGAACUCUGGCAUACGCAGUGCUUUGUUUGUGCUCAGUGCUUCCGUCCAUUUCAAGAUGGUAUCUUCUAUGAAUUCGAAGGACGCAAAUAUUGUGAACAUGAUUUUCAUGUCCUCUUCGCGCCUUGUUGCAAUAAAUGUGGAGAAUUUGUUAUCGGACGUGUUAUAAAGGCAAUGUCCGCAAGCUGGCAUCCACAGUGCUUCCGUUGUCAGUUGUGUGCUAAGGAAUUAGCCGAUUCUGGCUUUAUACGCAAUCAAAAUCGUGCCUUAUGUCAUGAGUGCAAUGCCAAAGUUAAGGCUGAAAUAACUGGACGUUAUGUGUGCCAAAAAUGCCAGUAAGUAUACUUA